AUGGUGGUCUUUGACAGUCAGACAACACAACACUGCGAGGUGGACAAUGCCAAUGUUUUAAGUACCUUGACUCUUAGGGUUGGAUAUUACAACAAUGAUGGACUCAAUCUUGGAUGGCCAGCUUCUCUUGUGGAGGGAACAAAUCUCAUUUCAUUUGUGCCUGAUCGUGGAGCUAUUUCAGAGAAUAUGAGUCUUGUCAUUGUGAACACUGUUCAGGGAAAGGGUUCUAUUCCAGUAUCGAACAACUUCACCAUGAGUUUUGUAUACCCUUCCACGACAUUAGCAUCAUUUAAUUCUAACAGUGCCUAUUAUGGGUUGAAGACAAUGGUGCAGACAAACUUCCCAAAUAUCAAUCCCAUUCAGAACUACCUGCUGGUUCCUCCUCAGUCAGACUGUUAUGUCAUGGCAAAAAAAAUGUACUGUUGCUACUGGAUGCCACAAUUUGACGACUUCUGCAUCCCUUCCUAUUCCUGGGAACUAUUCACUCUGCUUAACCGCGAGUGGAUGGCGAGGCUACUACUUGCCGUGGGGUGUAUUUCCCCUCGAAGUGAGGGUGCUGGUGCCAAACGAGCUGUAUAUGAACACUCUCGGGAAAAACACACUGUUGCUCCAGGACGCAGUGACGGGUGCGAAUGUGACUGA
This is a messenger RNA of Trypanosoma theileri, 642 nucleotides long. RefSeq lists its product as uncharacterized. Bases 1 to 642 code for a protein of 213 amino acids. The transcript has a single exon. Lineage: Eukaryota; Euglenozoa; Kinetoplastea; Trypanosomatida; Trypanosomatidae. The record is from RefSeq and is a predicted model, not a curated record.